Molecule: messenger RNA, 3801 nt
Organism: Coniophora puteana RWD-64-598 SS2
Lineage: Eukaryota; Fungi; Basidiomycota; Agaricomycetes; Boletales; Coniophoraceae
Exons: 27
Coding region: 1-3801 (1266 amino acids)
Biological process (GO): TORC2 signaling
Cellular component (GO): TORC2 complex
Source: RefSeq, a predicted model, not a curated record
AUGCCAACGAGCACCGAUCAUGAUGUCUCGCAAGCUACGCCCCCUUCGAAUGCUUCCGUCGCGUCCUCUACCCUCAUUACCAGCGAAUCGGAUUCUGCCAGUACCAAAUUGCCAGAAGACAAGCUUGAUGCUUUGAAUGUCCUACUUGCCCGAGAGGUUCGCAUUAAGGAGGGGGCGGAGAAACUGUUGAACUUGGAGCUGCCGGAACACAUGCGCCUCAAGGUGCAGACAGAGUUGAAAAUGGCCACGCUAGAGAUCGCCACCCUCUCGCAGAAGAUUGACCUUGAAGACUUCCGAACAGCUCUGAGUCAAGCUCAGAGUUGCAUCCAGUCGUUAUCCGGACUUGGCCAUUCAGCUAUAUCGCCGCCUGUAACCUCAUUGUCCUCCGGCACAUCGCAGUCUGCAAACGGGCCAGACGUUGACCGCAAUCGCAUCGAUCUGCAGAACAGGCUUGGAAAUAUCCUCAGACGAAACAUACGUGUAUGCUAUGAGCUCGAUGUUACCGAGCUACUUCAAGCUGUAACGCCAUCCCUCGCAGAUAAAUGCUCUACUCAAUGCCGUACAUCAGCGUACCGUAUCAUGCGGCUCGCGCUCGUGAAUGUCGCAUCGCUAGAAGAGAUUUCCAAACAGCCCAUUGACUGGUACAUAGUCAGGACGUUGUCACGAGACAACAAACAUGAGAAAGAGAAAGAGCAGGUCAUCAAACUCAUUCGUGCAGUAUUAGAUGUAGUUUCCGAGAACCGCGAUCGACGAGGAGCUCCCGGAACAGGAGUAGUGCCUUUAUCGGAGCCUGUCAUGCGCGCGUUCAUCGCGGUGGCUGAACAUGCUGAGGAACCUCUUAGAUUGAUAUGCAUCCAAACCCUCGCUGAAAUGGUUUUACUCGAUAUCGACCUGGUAGCAAGAACGGGUGGAAUAAGGUUUCUACUUCAUGCUUUGGGCGAAGGACCCAUUGAGCUUGCACCUCUCUUGGCUGCAACGUUCCUUCAUAUCGUUGAUUCGCCUAAAACGCGUUGCUACCUGCGGCUUGGCACGGACCUAGAAAUAGCGCUUUCUCCUUUUACCGACGCAUAUGGUCGCGGUCCAGAUCAUGCGGACAGAAUGCGCGGUUCUGCUAAAGUGAUACAACUCAUGUUGCGAACCUGGAGUGGCCUCAUGUACUUCUGUAUGGACCAGCAACAGGCCAUACGUUCCAUUGUCGAUACCUUGCGCAUCCCGUCAAUGGAUACUAGGGAAAUAGUACUGGACUUUUUCUUCGAUCUUCUGAAUAUUCAAGCUUCAGACUGGUACAAGGCUUUCAUUGAUGGCCGUCGUUUGACAAUGUAUCGCAAAUCAAGAAUUCAACCGUCUGAGCGACUGCUACCCUUACCAACAAAUGAACACACUCCAGAAAGCCUGAAGCUAACAGAUCAAUACAUUGCAUUACUUGUCCUUGUAUUCACGGAUGCAGGCCUGAUUGAUGCUCUGACAGGCAUGCUCGAGGAGUGUGCAACUAGUUCAAGCUUGUCACGGAAGGCUACUUUGCUGAUGGCGGAAGUUAUGCAAAUAGCCAAUAGGGUGCUUCCUCUUCCAACCGCAAGCAAGAUUCAAGCUAUUCCUCGUGUUUUUGAUCUUGCAUCGGAAUAUGGUCGUGGAGAAAGUCGCAUCAUUGGGACAUCGGCACUUUCUCAGAUCGACAGCUUCAAUCGCAAUAGAGGACGUCUUCAGACCACAUUUAUCAAUGGCCGACCCAGGGCCAACUCUUCCGAAGAGGCUGUUCGCCGAGGGCAACGGCAGGUUGAGCAAGCAAAGUUGAAGGCAAACAUGCAGAUGGACGAUAAAACUUUCCAGACGUCCUUGCUUGAAACUCAGGUCACGCUCACCAAAGACCAUACGAAGUGGCACUUCGACAUAUUGCAAGAACUGAUCGAGGGGCCAUUCCUGAACCCGAAACGUCUGGAAGAAGCAAUCAAAGUUGCGCGAUUUAUGAAGCGCUUGCUGUCAUUCUACCAUCCUUUCUCCCGUCGGUUUUCUGAUCUUCCCAAGAAUUCAACGAACCAACGAUGGAUCCGGUUGGGCUGUUCGCUUCUGAAUACACUUCUCGCAAGUCCAGAAGGAGUCCGUUACCUGAUGACAGAAGAUGAUCUGCUGAAACAGAUUGUCAAGGCGUUUAUGCAGCUCAUGCCUGGUGUCCAUUUGGGGGACAUAGAACCUUACUUCUCAGAUCACAAGAUGAGAACUACGUUAACAUUCGGGUAUUUCGAACUUCUUGGAACAUUGAGCAAGCAUCCAGACGGCAUAGAUCUAAUGGAGAAGGCAAAAGUGUUUACUGCUUUGUACAACCUCACUGAGAUUCGUGGCCGUGAAGAUAUCAUGAAGCUCGUCAUUGAGCAUCUGGAUUACUCACUAGAUGGUCAUUCGCGCCUGAUACUGUCAAAGACGUUGACAACGGGUGGUCUCAAUCUUCGCCGGUUCACUACCCGCCACCUUGCGGGAAUGGUGCAAAGUUCCGCGGCACCCGUGGGGUGGAUGCUCCGAAUGCUCGUCACACAGCUAUAUGACCCGUUGCCCGAAGUAUGCCAGAUCGCUGUGCAAACGCUGGAAGAGGUCUGUGACGACAUGGACACCCUUCAGCUUGUGGUUGAGAUGCAACCUACCAUGGAUCAUUUAGGUCCAAUUGGACAUCCGCUACUACUAAAGUUUAUGUCCACUUCUAUGGGCUUCCGCUACCUCUACGACGCAAACUAUAUUCAAGCCGAAAUGGAGUCUUGGUUUCACGAGCGGAAUCUUGAAUACGUUGUGCAAGUCGAAAUAUUCUUGGCCAAAGUGUUCAGUUCCGAUGUUGAGUAUAGCGCUGAUGCCCUGCCUUUCGACGGCGCCGUCCCCGCUCAUUUCUAUGGCGAGUUAUCAAAAACAGAACUCGGCUGUCAGGUCCUUGAAGAGAAGGGCCAUUUUUUGGAGUUUUGUUCGUCUAUCCGGGACCACGCCCUCGAGAGUGAGGAUGUUGAAUUGAUCUUGAAGCUGAAGAGUAUCCUUUGGGCGGUGGGCAGUAUCGGAGCGACAGCGAGGGGACUGUCUUUCCUUGUAGAGGCGGAAAUAAUACCAGAUAUCCUCAAGAUUGCGGAGCAAUCCUUAAUACCGUCCGUGCGAGGCACAUGUUUCUUCGUCUUGGGUCUAAUAUCAUCAACUCCGCAAGGCGUUGAUAUUCUCGAUGACUGUGGGUGGGAAGCGACCUUGUCGCCUUUAGGGUUCCCAACUGGCUUGUGCGUCCCGGUUGACCUUGACAAAUUUAUAUCAAUGCCUGCAUGGGACGUUAUCGAGCCCAAGAAGGAUGCUCGGAGCGGGCUUCUUCCUCCCAUAUCUCAGCAUGAGGUAGAAGUUAUGACAGUCAUCGACAACCUCAGCAACACAGUGAUUGCAAAUGCUGCUUCGCGAUCCCUAGCAAAGAUGAAAUCCCGGCCAGAGUAUCGCCAUGUUUUCUCCUCACCAGCAACGUUUUACCGAGCCUUACAUACCAUCUCAAAUUACCGCUAUCGGUUGCCAGUUCGGAGAUACAUCCUCGACUUGUUCACAUUGGAGCUUGAUGCUUCUCUUGUAUUGGAGCUCGCGGAACAAGCCAUCGCUCUUCGUGCGCCUCUCUCGUCGACCGCAACGAUGCCUAAAGCGCCAGUGAGACGCGUCGUCAGCAUGUUUGGUCCUAAUCGCGGUUACUCCGAAAGCGACGAUGAAGAAGACGAAUCAGAUGAAGAGACGGAAGAAGCAGUCGACAGGCAGCCGGUAAUCACCCUUCGUCCCGUCAGCAGACUCAUCGGGUUCGACAGCUGA